Molecule: messenger RNA, 2352 nt
Organism: Penaeus chinensis
Lineage: Eukaryota; Metazoa; Arthropoda; Malacostraca; Decapoda; Penaeidae
Exons: 10
Coding region: 225-1421 (398 amino acids)
Biological process (GO): cell-matrix adhesion
Cellular component (GO): basement membrane
Source: RefSeq, a predicted model, not a curated record
GGUUUGUAUGUCACUCUUGCUACGCUGAAGUAUAGAGCGACGUUCAAUUUAACCUGAAAGCAUAUAUGGCGGGUACAUCCUUACGCUGGAAUAUCUAGUGGUUUUUGUGUGUGUAAGAGAAACAGAGGAGAAAGGGAAUAAGAGAUUGAAAACAUAGACAGGUGUACAUUCCCUGUGAUAAGUUGUGGUGCACCAAACGUACUAGCGAGUCCUCUGCAGGCACAAUGUCGCGACGAACAGAAUCCCUUCGCCUCCUGGUUCUUGCUCUCGCGGUCGUGUCGUGCCGCUCGGAUUACAAGGCUGACAGCAUCCUGUGCGACGAUAUAGAGGCUAUAUGUAUUUACGACGACUUGCCUUACGUGACCAACGACACCGUCUGCGGAGACAAGCACCAGUUCCUGAAUCCUGCGAGGUGCAACUGCGGGUCGAUGUGCAUAAAGUACCUUGAGGAGGGCGAGGAGUGUUUCAUGAAGUCCCUGAUCUCCUUCCCCCACAACCUGUGCGGGCCCAGCCUGGAGUGCAUCCCCAUAGACGGUGAAAAGGGUCAAUGCAUGCGAAAUCCUGCCAGAAAGUGUCUUAAUGAGACGCUGCAGUAUGAAGCAGCCCAGGAAGAAGGAACACUUGGACCAGGAGAAUAUAAACCAAACUGUGAUGAGUUUGGGCGUUAUGCAGGCAGACAGUGUAGCCCUGGAAGCACAUGUUACUGUGUGAAUACUGAAGGUGAUAGAUUGUUUGGGGAAGCUCCAGUUACAGAAAAAGACACCAUGGACUGUGCAUGUGCCUCAUACUGGCAAGACACUGAAAGCAGAGGCCUGAACAUGGGGCUUCGCUGUCUCCCUAAUGGAAACUUUGAUACACUACAAUGUGUUGAUAAAAUGUGUUACUGUUUCGACCCCGAAACUGGGACCAUUUCAUUUGGACCUUUUCCGGAUUAUAUGAUGGUAGACUUGGUAUGCUAUGAUGAGGCAAUACAUGGCAGCAUAUACAAACGUCCUUGUGAGUUGGCCUUGGAUGAGUGGGAGGGUCAUGAAAGCAGUGACGUGAUCACCAUCCAAGAAAGUGCUAGGCCAGCGUGUACUCACGAUGGCUACUAUGCUGCAGUUCAGUACAAAGAUGGUUAUGCAUAUUGUUCAGAUUUUCAUGGAAGGCCAAUUGAAGAUUUUAAACAAGAAAUUUAUCUGUCAGAUGGUCUCAGCUGCAACUGUGCAAGACGUCGUUACAUAAUGGAAGAAAACGGCUUGGGGUCAAACAAGCCUAAGUGCUGUCCUAAUGGUGAAUACAAACCCCUACAAACUAGAGGUCUACUAGCAUACUGUGUUGAUACUAAUGGAAACCAGUGUGGCCCUGCAGUUGUGACGACAGACAUCACAUCGUUACCCUGCUAUUCAGAAGAUCCAUGUUCAGUAGUCAUGGAAUGUUAAACAUGUUUUAGUAGCACCAGCUUAUUGGAAGUGACUAAAUGCGUUGUGAUUCUGCUGUUUUUGUUGUGAAAAGUUCAGGCUCAAUAGAAGUACUUUACAGUUUGACAGGAGAAACAUUUCAAACUAGGAAAGACUUUUGCUUUUUUAGAUCUUAUUUCCAAGAUACUGUAUAUAUCAGGCCUUUUUUAUGAAUAUUCAAAAUCACUUGAGGGAUAGAAGAGCUUAUAAAACAACAACAAAAAACAUCUUUUAAGCAAAACAAUUUUACAUGCUUUACAGAUGCCAUUGUCUCAGCAGCAUCUAAUUUUCCUUUCCUUUCCUAUCCAAAAUUAGAUGCACUAUCAAAGUGCUCAUGAACAAACUAGGAGACAUUUAUUUAUGCCUGAAUUACAGUUUAUCAUAUAUCUUUGCUAUUUGACAUGUACUACAAUUAACAAAGUAUGAUAUAAUUGAUUUACUAUCUAUUAUCUAGUUAUAAGGCAGAAACACUUCCUUGUUUAGUAAUUUCAGUUUCGAAUACUAAAAAGUACACCCAGAAAGUACACCAUGGAAGCUAAUGGUAUUCAAGUUGGACCUAUAAAUACUAAACUGAUUUUUAAUUCAUCCUUUAAUACCACAUGCAUAUAUUAAAUAAUUAAAAACUACUCUUUAACAUCACUGAGACAACCAUCAUGCUUUGUUGCCGAGACCAUUCCAUGAUUUAAAUGUAAUACUGUUAAUCAUUCUGUAGAACAUGGCCAGCAGUUACAUUCCUUUUUAAUUCUUAGAUAAUUAGUUAAGGUAUAUGAUUGUAUUACAGAUUUUAAUAGCCAUUUAUGUAAUUCUUUAGCAUAUGUACAUUUAUAUUUCUGAGACACUGUUAUGUGACUCUGAUUUCUAUAUCCUUAUGAUCUAAAUUGUUCCUUUUACUACCAACUGACUUUUCAUUAUU